This is a messenger RNA of Colossoma macropomum (tambaqui), 1655 nucleotides long. It is a transcript of the gene ckma, whose product is annotated as creatine kinase, muscle a. Lineage: Eukaryota; Metazoa; Chordata; Actinopteri; Characiformes; Serrasalmidae. The record is from RefSeq and is a predicted model, not a curated record. The coding region runs from base 150 to 1295 and encodes 381 amino acids. Gene Ontology annotation, molecular function: creatine kinase activity. Gene Ontology annotation, biological process: phosphocreatine biosynthetic process. The transcript is spliced from 8 exons.
AGCCAAUGGCUACAGGGAUUAGCGGUAUAUAAAGCCAAUCUGAACUCUUCUCCACUGGGUGACCCCUAUUUCGGCUUUGGUGAACAGGAACUGAUCCCAAGGACUGUUGCCUCUUUUGUUGUCUCGUGUGCAGUGUCAGAAACGCAACCAUGCCUUUCGGAAACACCCACAACAACUUCAAGCUGAACUUCUCAGCUGAUGAUGAGUAUCCAGACCUUACCAAGCACAACAACCACAUGGCCAAGGCACUGACCAAGGAAGUCUACACCAAGCUGAGAGACAAGCAGACCCCCACUGGCUUCACCCUGGACGAUGUCAUUCAGACUGGUGUUGAUAACCCUGGUCACCCCUUCAUCAUGACUGUCGGCUGUGUUGCUGGUGAUGAGGAAUCCUAUGAAGUGUUCAAGGACCUCUUGGACCCAGUCAUCUCCGACCGCCAUGGUGGAUACAAGGCCACUGACAAGCACAGGACUGACCUGAACUUCGAGAACCUGAAGGGUGGUGAUGACCUGGACCCCAACUACGUUCUGAGCAGCCGUGUGCGUACUGGCCGCAGCAUUAAGGGAUACGCCCUGCCCCCCCACAACACCCGUGGAGAGCGCAGAGCUGUGGAGAAGCUUUCCGUUGAAGCUCUGAACAGCCUGGAUGGCGAGUUCAAGGGCAAGUACUACCCUCUGAAGUCCAUGACUGAUGCCGAACAGGAGCAGCUGAUUGCUGACCACUUCCUCUUUGACAAGCCCGUCUCCCCUCUGCUGCUGGCCGCUGGUAUGGCCCGUGACUGGCCUGAUGCCAGGGGCAUCUGGCACAAUGAGAACAAGACCUUCCUGGUCUGGGUGAAUGAGGAGGACCAUCUCCGCGUCAUCUCCAUGCAGAAGGGUGGCAACAUGAAAGAGGUCUUCAGGCGCUUCUGCGUCGGCCUGAACAGGAUUGAGGAGAUUUUCAAGAAGCACAACCAUGGCUUCAUGUGGAACGAGCACUUGGGCUACAUCCUCACCUGCCCCUCCAACCUGGGCACUGGCCUGCGUGGUGGCGUCCACGUCAAACUGCCCAAGCUCAGCGAGCACCCCAAAUUUGAGGAGAUCCUGACCAGACUGCGCCUGCAGAAGCGUGGCACAGGUGGUGUGGACACUGCCUCCGUGGGUGGCGUUUUCGAUAUCUCCAACGCUGACCGUCUCGGCAGCUCAGAGGUGGAGCAGGUGCAGUGCGUGGUGGAUGGCGUCAAGCUCAUGAUUGAGAUGGAGAAGAAGCUGGAGAAGGGCGAGGCCAUCGACAGCCUGAUCCCUGCCCAGAAGUAAAGAGGGAAACUUUCCUUUUUUUUCCUCCUUUUCUUUCCUUGCUUUUCUUCUUCUUCUUUUUUACAUCCAUCCAACCAUCCAUCCGUCGUGCGAUCGGGCAGCAUGAUGCUGCAUGAUGAGAGACUCUGCUUCAGUCUUGCUUCUGUCGUUUUCUCCUUUUUCUUUGUUUUUCUUUUCCUCUUUCUCUUUUUCCAGCAUUUCCCCCUCUUUUUUUUUCGUCCGCUGUUCGGUCAGUGACAUCUUGGGAUCAGAUUCCUGGCGCAGGCGGGAAAAGCCUAGCGUUUCACCUCAAUUUGAACUUUGGUUGUAAAAAGUCAAUCAAACUGUGAUUCAAUAAAAGUGUACCCCAUGAAAUACACA